UUUGCGGGAGUGUCUGCUAAAGAUGUCUUACGCCAGGGCGAAACGUCUUCAGUAUGACAAUUCCUUGCAAGGAAAGCGUCCUGUUCGCCCCAAGAAAGCUGCUGCCCAGAAGAAGGAAUGGGUGAGCACAGUCAACGACCUCACUGUUCAUAAAUCUACGCCAGAAGAACUGUCUCGGAGGCAUGAGGUGCACAAGUCUCAUAACCGCGUGGUGGCCCAGUGGGAGCUAAAGGAGAGGGCACUGAGGCGUCGCCGGGGCAACGAGCAGCCAACCACACCCCCCGCCCUGGACAAGUACCGCCUCAACCUCAUCAGAGAGGUGUUUUCUGAUCAGUACACCCUGCAGGAUGUCUUGGCCAGGUCAGACAGAGCCAUGGCUGUUGUCAAGGACCUCUUUGGGGAUGCUCCACACAGACAAGCAGGGACGCCAAAAGUGACUGUGGCUCCGGGUGGUAGUUCGGACCCGCAACUGCCAGUGCUGCAGAAACCGGAUCCCCCCACCCAGCUCUCCAUACUCAGCCAGUCAAUGCUGGACCCACAGGCUCUAAAUGAACCGGAGGAGCACAGUGAGGAAGAGGCAGACUGCAGCAUCCUCUCUCCAAAAGACUCCGAGCGAUGUGGCGGCCCAUCGCAGAGAUCCAAGACUAACACAGAGAGGCUGGAGCAACGGAGUCCUCCACAGACCCCCUGUAACACACAGGCACCUCCGGCCCAGACAGCCCUGAAUGCCACUGUAGCUGUGGAGCGCAUGCGGUCACGUCAGGGUCAGCCGCAGCCCCGCCCCGCGUCUGCCACAUCAUUAGUCAGCCAGGUGUUAAACCCCUCCUCCACGCCGCCACGCUCAGCCAGGAAGAGGUCCUCCAGGCCCGCUAGGGGGCGAUGUGCUGCCUCAGCAUCAGCAUCAGCCUCAGGGCUGGCCGGCUCCAGCUGCCUGUCCGCCUCCCUCAACGGCAGCCACAGCAGCCUGGCCAUGCUGCAAAGCAUGCUGGGACAGGUGGAGAGCCAGCUGGACCUCCUCGGCCCCCUGGAGCCCCCCACCGCUGACGACUCGGGGACGGAUCUCGGGUCGGCGAAGGGCUCGGGUCAGAGCCUCACAGGCUUCUCUGUGGCCCUGGUGUCCACCAUCAGUCGUCUCACUCGCCUCCUCACACGGAGAGAAGAGGAGGCGCAGAGGGAGUGUGAGGCGAGGAGGAGGCUGGAGGAGGUGGUGAGGGAGCAGAGGGUGCUGAUCGAUGCCCUCUCAGCCGAGACCCUCACACUCCGAGAUGAGAGCGCCGCCCUACAGGCUGGGCUGCAGCAGCGCAUGUAUGAGCUGGAGGAGCGUGUGGACACGGUGGUGUUGGCCCUGGGGGACCUGGGGCCCCUGGGAGACGAGGAGGGCCACACGGGACCCCUGGAGGAUCACGACGAAGACACACCUGAACCAGAGCUCCAGUAUCCAGUGAAGCUCUGCUCUGAGCCCCAGGCCGUCUACCCAGGAGUGGGGCCCACCUCACAGCCCCAGGCCCAGGCCCAGGCCCAGACCGUUUACCCAGCUGUGCUGCUCUCACCCCCCCACCAGAGGGACAGCCCUGGCCCCCCUACUAGCAGAGGCGGAGGAGCGUCCCGCUCUCUUGCACAACAGUACGAGUUCUCCGGUGACACAGGAGGAGCUGCACCACAUCACCACAGUCUUAACGCUAACACGGGACUCUCGGGGUCUAUGCCGCAGUACGGGCUAAACCCUAACACGGGGACGGCACACGCCACGGCAUCGCAGUACGGGCUAAACCCUAACACGGGGACGGCACACGCCACGGCAUCGCCGCAGUACGGGCUAAACCCUAACACGGGGACGGCACACGCCACGGCAUCGCAGUACACGUUUCCCUCAGCAGCUGAGCGAGUGCCGUUUUCCUCCGCGUCUGCUCCACCAGCGCAUGCCGUCGCACCACCGUUGUCCUCCUCCGUGGCUCGUCCACCACUACCCAUUGGACAGCCGCAGCAGUCGUACGAGGCGUCCUCCUCUGUGGCAGGAAGUGAGCGCUCGUCGCCGUGUUCCUUCGCCAGCCUGCCGGGCCUGGCCUCGCUGCUGGACCCCUCCCUCGGCCUUCCCCUGCACCUGCAGCAGGCCCUGCACCUCCAGAUCUCCCAGCUGGCCAGGCACAACGCCCAGAUGCUGACCAGGCACAACGCCCAUGGUCUGACCCAGCAGAACACCCAGCCACUGACCCAACAGAACAGCCAUGGUCUGACCAAACAGAACACCCAUGCAUGGGCCCAACAAAACACCCAUGGCCAGAUCCAACAGAACACCCAAGCACUGGCCCAGCAGAACACCCAUGGCCAGAUCCAACAGAACACCCAUGGCCAGAUCCAACAGAACACCCAUGGCCAGAUCCAACAGAACAACCAUGGCCAGAUCCAACAGAACAACCAGGGGCUUAUCCAACGGCACACCCAAGCACAAGCCCAACAGAACUCCCAUGUUCUGAUCCAACAGAACUCCCAGGCCCCGGUCCAACACCAGAACCCCCAGGUGGUGUUGUCCCGACAGGGCUCCCCGGCGCUGGCCCACCUGGACCAGAGACGGGUCUCCCCAGCGGGUUCCUACACCUCCAGAGAGCUGCAGGCCUCGGGGAGAUCUUCCCCAGCCAGCCUGGUGGGUCAGGCAACAGCAGGAGCAGCAGCAGCAGCUGCAGCAAGAGCGCCACCGUCAGGGCAGCAGACGCAAGCACAACAGUCUGAGCCGACGGCCUACCAAACGGCCCCUACCAUAUCAGGCCCGGUGGCGGCCUGGGAGCCGGCGGUGAUCCCCACCCCAACCACCAACAUGGAAGAGCGCCUCCUGCAGCUCAGCAGGCAGAGUGCGGCGGCACGCAGCAAACUGCUGGAGCUGAUCGAGCAGCAGAGACUCAACAACUCCUCCGUGCAGGCGUCGCCCUGCGUCUCACCUGUAACAGCUGGCCCUAACACAGGUGUUCCCAGACGGACCCCAGACAUGGCCCUGGUAGAGCCAGAGAGGGACGCCUGCUCUCAGUCCAGUGGUGGCAGCAGACGGUCUGCAGGAAUCUCGCCCACAAACCUCAGCAGACCAGACAACCAUAGGACUCAGGUGGAGAGGCAGAGGGGGGAUGGCUGGUUUGCUUUGUCCACCCAUGUGCAGUAACCCAGAAGGUUGCCAUGUCUCCGCCGCCAUAGUAACCGAGCAGGUUCCCAUGUUCCAUCUACCAUGGUGACGGCUACCAUAGUGACAGCUACUCUCACCACGUGCCUCCUAUGAUCAGUAACCAAGCAGGUUCCCAUGUUCCAGUCGUCAUAGUGACGCGGCUACGCUCACCACGUGCCUCCUAUGAACAGAGAAUGCGUUAAGGCCCAUGUAGUCAUGCUGACAAGUUGCUACACACCACCCAUGAAUGGACUACUAAACUGUAGAACUUUGAAGAUUCCUCAAAAGAACUUGUUCAUGGGAGAAACCAAAAAGGUCCUUUUUAAGAACCCCAAGGUUCCACAGAGAACCCUUCUUACACAGUGCCAAUCAAAGGGUAUCUCAAAGAACCUUUAGGGGUUCUUCAGUUUUCCACUCUGGACGAACCCUGUUAGGUUCUCUCCGGAACCUUUUUGAAAACUUUGGGGUUAUUUCAAGCACCUGUAAGUUCAUCAGAGAACCUUUAGGACUUCCCUGACAAUGGCAUUUGGUUUUUGUUUUUGUUUUUUUAUUAACAUUGAUGUUUUUACAGUGUUGGUUUGAGUGAAGCCCAUGUGUCAGAUCCUAGUGACUAGUAGUACUGUGAGCGUCACAUACCUCUUGUGAGUGUAGUAUGCAUGUAGAUAAGUAUGAAUGUACUGUAGCAUGGUGUUUAAUGAUGUACGAGAUUUGUGUGGCUGCCCACUUUUUAACAGUGAAGGACAUCAACAUUUGGUUUCAGUUUUUUAUAUAUAUAGUUUUUAUUUGUUUUUAUUUUCUUAUAUUAUUUUUUUUCUCUUGAUCAAUUAAGUUAUUAAAUAUGAAGAAAAUGAUCAGUUAUGGAGCAGUUUCAUGAUUUCAUGAUAGCCUUGUUGUAUGGAGUUGUGUAUUCUACCCUUCAAAGACAAAGUGAAGUAAGUACACCAUGAUUGAUACUGAGAAAGGGCCCUCAAAGUAUUGAUAUUAGUAUUAGUAUUGGUAUUUGGCAUAGCAAUAUUUCUACAACUGGACCCUUUAGGACCAUUAGGCUUCAUCACACAAUAAAAAAGGUGUGUUUCUGUUUUUUUAAAGAUCUGUUUCUGUCUAAAUUUAAUUUUGACAAAAUAUUGUAGUUACUGCACUUUGAAUGGUGGUAUUGCACACAAGUGUGUAUUGUAUGUACAGUACUUUGUAAGACAGUGAGUGCAUACAGAAAUACAGUAUACCAUAAGCAGUGUCCAUAGUGGGAAC
Molecule: messenger RNA, 4396 nt
Organism: Engraulis encrasicolus (European anchovy)
Lineage: Eukaryota; Metazoa; Chordata; Actinopteri; Clupeiformes; Engraulidae
Gene: spice1
Product: spindle and centriole associated protein 1
Exons: 17
Coding region: 23-3148 (1041 amino acids)
Biological process (GO): metaphase chromosome alignment; regulation of centriole replication; mitotic spindle assembly
Cellular component (GO): centrosome; spindle; centriole
Source: RefSeq, a predicted model, not a curated record